CACUUCCUGGAGCCCGGGGCCGCCGGGGUCGCCGCUCCCGCCGUCAGAAUGUCCCACCAGACCGGCAUCCAAGCGAGUGAAGAUGUUAAGGAGAUCUUUGCCAGAGCAAGAAAUGGAAAAUACAGACUUUUACAGAUAUCAAUCGAAAAUGAGCAACUUGUAGUUGGAUCUUCUAGUGAACCUGCCGAAUCCUGGGAGAAGGAUUACGAUGCCUUGGUUCUACCGCUGCUAGAAGACCAGCAACCUUGCUACAUAUUGUACAGACUAGAUUCUCAAAAUGCCCAAGGAUAUGAAUGGGUCUUCAUCGCCUGGUCACCGGAUCACUCUCACGUUCGCCAGAAAAUGUUGUAUGCAGCUACACGAGCCACGCUGAAAAAGGAGUUUGGAGGAGGCCAUAUCAAAGAGGAACUCUUUGGGACCGUAAAGGAUGAUAUUUCGUUAAACGGUUAUAGAAAAUAUUUGCUAUCCCAGUCCUCUCCUGCCCCGUUGACUGCCGCAGAGGAAGAAUUACGACAAAUUAAAAUUAAGGAGAACCCAGAGGACCGUAAUGUGGUACAAACUGACAUCGGUGUAGACACUAAGCAUCAGACACUACAAGGAGUAGCAUUUCCAAUUUCAAGAGACGCUCUUGAGGCUUUGGAAAAAUUGAACAAUAAGCAGCUCAACUAUGUGCAGUUGGAAGUAGAUAUAAAAAAUGAAAUCAUCAUUUUGGCCAACACAACAAAUACAGAGCUUAAAGACUUGCCAAACCGGAUUCCAAAGGAUUCAGCCCGCUAUCAUUUCUUCUUGUAUAAGCAUUCCCACGAAGGAGACUAUUUGGAGUCUAUAGUUUUUAUUUACUCGAUGCCUGGGUACACGUGCAGCAUAAGAGAACGGAUGCUGUAUUCUAGCUGCAAAAGCCCUCUGCUAGAAAUUGUGGAAAGAAAACUGCAGAUGGAAAUAAUUAGAAAGAUCGAAAUCGAUAAUGGGGAGGAACUGACUGCAGAUUUUCUUUACGGAGAAGUUCACCCGAAGCAGCACGCGCAUAAGCAGAGUUUUGCUAAACCCAAAGGUCCUGCGGGGAAGAGAGGCAUCCGAAGAUUAAUCCGAGGACCAGCCGAAGCCGAAGCCACCACGGAUUAAAGGCUGUCCCAGGCUCUGGUAACGUUAAACUUCACAGGACUAGGUUGACAAACAAUCCAGCUUCGAGUACCGAAGAACCGAAAUCAUUCCACACUGAUGUCUGUUAGAAAAACAAAACAAACAAAAAAAAAAACUGGUAAUCUUUUUUAAUAGGACUUCUAGCUGAUGAUGUGUUUUUAAGGUCGUGUAUGGGAGAACUUUGAUUCCUACUGUUUCAGUUGAAACCGAAUGAAAUGUAAGGCAGUGUCAUUGACUCUUUAGCACAUUGUUGGGUAGAACCUUAAACCCUUUCACCCACUCCUUUUUCAGAAUCUCCUCGAUGAUUUCCCCGAUUCUCACAGCUUAUACUGUUGGGCCUGAAACUAGCUAGUCUAGAGGUCCAAGUUUAAAAAACAAAAAUCAUUCUUAUCAGCCUCAUAAAGUAGUGUGCUUGCUUUCUUUUUUUAGCACCUAACAGGCCAUGCUGUGGUUUUUAAGCAAAAACUAGAAAUAACAUAGCACAUGGCAAUUAGGAGUGUUUAGUGCAGUUUUUCAGCUUAUUUUCCGCAUGAAAAAUGUGUUCCUGAGCCUGCAGCGGGUGGAAAGAAAAAGUCACUAAGAACCUCUCUUUCCUGACUCUUGGACUUUAAGGGUCACGCCUUGUCAGUAAACUGUACAAACACAGGAUAAGUUCCUCACAUUUAAAAAAAAAAUAUUCUUUUCUCGUUACAUAUUUGCCUAAUGCAAAUAUUUUCUUUUUGAGCCUCGCUUUAAGUACUGCUUUUUAAGAAGCAAAUCGAAACAAAAAACGGUGUGCUUGGCGAUAAAUCGUUUAUCUGCGUUUUGCUGUUCUGGGCUGUCGAAACGUAAAUAGGUUGAGCCUAACUCUUCAAUACUUGAAAUUUAGAAGGAGAAAAAACACUUUGUCACGUUUGAUCUGCCGCAAGAGCCGUGCUUGUCCACAAGGUUCGUUUUCUUCAUAAACUGAGGCGAGCUAGCCAUUGGAAGUCCUGGGUUUAGACAUCCCUUAGACUGUUUAAGAAGAAGAUUAAAAGCCCAAAUUCUAUAGCACGCAAAAGGAAGCACUUGAUUCACCUGCCAGUUUCAAGCAGUACAUGAUUUGCUAAAGUUAGUGAAAUGCACCUUUUGUGAGAAUGACCCACCGGAUAAAUGAAUGGUUUUUGGAUUGAAUUUAAAAGAUAAUUGUGAAGGGAGGGUUUGUUUGUUUACAGAUGGGUAUAUAAUCACAUUUCUGUUAAGGUGCCAUAUCCCUUAUGGCAUCACUGCACUGUUCAUUCACGCACAUUAAAGAUGGUAUUCCAGUUUUUGUUUCUUGGGGACAGAAGUUGAUUUGACAUGAAACUACCCCAUCUGAGUCGCAUACUGUAGCUGUAGCAUUACUUUCCGUGAGGAAGAAUCACUGGUGGAACAGCCUGCCAUCUUAGAAACACAGUCGUUCAGUCAUAACGGGUUUUUCAGCAUUUUCCAGAUUAAAAGCACACUACAGUGUCUCAAAAUUACCAUUCCAGAAGAUACGCUUUGUAAAAAAAAAAAAACAUUCUUAAGGAGUCACUGUGAUUGCUAAGAAUCAGUAGUAUGAUUGUGAUGGAGCCUAUGUGAAAUGUUUGAAGUGUUCGCGCUCGCGUCCCCAAAAUGACAAACCCGUAGAAAACUGCCCCUGCCCUUCUGCCCCAGUUAAUACAAUAAAGAUUUGCAUCCCUUCGAUGGAAAUAUUCUAUCUGUACUUUCU
Tachyglossus aculeatus (Australian echidna) is the source of this 2851-nucleotide messenger RNA. RefSeq names its product twinfilin actin binding protein 1 (gene TWF1). Bases 49 to 1122 code for a protein of 357 amino acids. Gene Ontology annotation, cellular component: actin filament; cytoplasm; myofibril. The transcript is spliced from 10 exons. NCBI's taxonomy places the organism in Eukaryota, Metazoa, Chordata, Mammalia, Monotremata, Tachyglossidae. Gene Ontology annotation, molecular function: actin monomer binding; actin filament binding. Gene Ontology annotation, biological process: positive regulation of neuron projection development; regulation of lamellipodium assembly; actin filament depolymerization. The record is from RefSeq and is a predicted model, not a curated record.